Molecule: messenger RNA, 3346 nt
Organism: Anas platyrhynchos (mallard)
Lineage: Eukaryota; Metazoa; Chordata; Aves; Anseriformes; Anatidae
Source: RefSeq, a predicted model, not a curated record
AUGGAGGAUCCCAUCCAGCUGAAAGAGGAAGGCAAUAAAUACUUCCAGGCCAGCGACUAUGAGAAAGCCGCUCAGAGCUACACGCAGGCCAUCAAGCUCAGCAAGGACAAGGCGCUGCAGGCAGUGCUGUACCGCAACAGGGCAGCGUGCUUCCUGAAGAAGGAGGAAUAUGCCAAGGCAGCCUCGGAUGCGUCGAGAGCCAUCGACAUCAAUUCUUCGGAUAUCAAGGCCUUGUACCGGCGCAGCCAAGCUCUGGAAAAACUGGGGAAAUUGGACCAAGCGUUCAAAGAUGCUCAGAAAUGUGCUACCAUCGAGCCCCGCAACAAAAACUUCCAGGAGACCCUGAGGCGGCUGGGGGCCGACAUCCAGGAGAAGCUGCGCAUUCAGUUCUCCACGGACCUGAGGGUGCAGAAGAUGUUUGAGAUCCUGCUGGAUGAGAACAGCGAGAAGGAGAAGCGAGAGAAGGCUGCGAACAACCUCAUAGUCCUGGGGCGGGAGGAAGCGGGCGCCGAGAGGAUUUUCCAGAACAACGGGGUCAGCUUGCUGCUGCAGCUGAUAGAAACCAAAAAUGCUGAGCUGAUCCUGGCAGCCGUGAGGACGCUUUCGGGCAUGUGCACGGGACAUAAGGCUCGGGCCACCGCGAUUCUGCACUACCUGGGCAUCGACAACAUCUGUAUGUGGAUGUCGGUGGACAACGAGGAGAUCUCCCUGGCCGUCUGCAACCUCCUGCAGACCAUCACUGACUGCCUGCUGGGCCAGGGCAAAGAGGAGCAGCACGGGAAGGAGGAGGCUCUGGUGCUAGAUACUAAAAAAGACUUGAGGAUGAUCACAACACGUUUGCUGGAUAUGUUGGUCAGUAAGAAAGUGUCUGGGCAAGGACGAGACCGAGCUCUCAACCUCCUCAACAAGAACAUACCGAGGAAAGACCUGAAAGACCAUGACAACAGCAGGACCAUCUUUGUCAUUGACAACGGCUUAAAAAAGAUACUGAAAGUGGUGGGCCAGAUUCCUGAGAUGCCUGACUGCCUGCCGCUGACAGAGAACACCCAGCUGACUGCGUCCAUCCUCCUCAAUAAGCUGUACGACGACCUGCGCUGCGACCCGGAGCGUGACAACUACCGGGUGAUCUGCGAGGAGUACAUCAAGAGCAAAAUCGACCCCCAGAACAUGGAUAAGACACUCCACGCCAUCCAGAUGGUGUCUGGGGUUCUGCAAGGGCCCUUCGACUUAGGCAACAAGCUGCUGGGCAUGAAGGGAGUCAUGGAGAUGAUGGUUGCCCUGUGUGGGUCCGAGAGGGAGAUUGACCAGCUGGUGGCUGUGGAAGCCCUCAUCCACGCCUCCACCAAGCUGAGCCGGGCCACUUUCAUCAUCUCUAACGGAGUGACGCUCCUGAAGGAGAUCUACAAGAAGACCAAGAAUGAGAAGAUCAAAAUCCGAGCUCUGGUGGGUCUCUGCAAGCUGGGCUCAGCAGGAGGGACAGAUUAUGGACUGCGACAAUUUGCUGAGGGGUCCACCGAGAAGCUAGCCAAGCAGUGCCGAAAGUGGUUGUGCAACACCACCAUUGAUGCCCGCACCAGGAAGUGGGCCGUGGAAGGACUGGCAUACCUGACCCUUGACGCAGAUGUGAAAGAUGACUUCGUGGAAGACGAGCAAGCCCUGCAAGCUAUGUUUGAAUUAGCCAAGAUGAGUGACAAGACUAUCCUGUAUUCUGUGGCUUCUGCACUGGUGAACUGCUCCAACAGCUACGACACCAAGGAGCUGGUCCCGGAGCUGGUCCAACUGGCAAAAUUCUCCAAGCAGCACGUGCCUGAGGAGCAUCCAAAGGACAAGAAAGAUUUCGUUGUGAAGAGAGUGAAGCGGUUGCUGAAAGCCGGCGUCGUCUCUGCCUUGGCCUGCAUGGUGAAGGCAGACAGUGCCAUCCUGACAGACCAGAGCAAGGAGCUCAUAGCCAGGGUGUUUCUUGCAUUGUGUGAGGACCCCAAGGACCGCGGGACCAUCAUCGCUCAAGGUGGUGGAAAGGCCCUGAUACCUCUGGCUCUGGAAGGUACAGAUGUUGGCAAGAUAAAGGCUUCUCAUGCUCUGGCAAAAAUUGCUGCUAUUUCCAAUCCAGAUAUAGCAUUCCCAGGAGAGAGGGUGUAUGAAGUGGUGAGGCCCCUUGUCAGCCUGCUGAACACAGAGAGAGAUGGCCUCCAGAAUUAUGAGGCUCUGUUAGGUCUCACUAACUUCUCAGGAAGAAGUGACAAACUUAGGAUGAAGAUAGUCAAGGAGAAGGCAUUGCCAGACAUUGAAAACUACAUGUUUGAGAACCAUGACCAACUUCGACAGGCAGCCACAGAGUGCAUGUGCAACCUGGUGGUCAACAAGGAGGUACAGGAGCGGUUCGUGGCUGAUGGAAAUGACCGGCUGAAGUUGGUGGUGUUACUGUGUGGUGAGGAUGAUGAGAAAGUGCAGAGGGCAGCAGCAGGAGCCCUGGCCAUGCUUACGGCAGCACAAAAGAAACUCUGCUCUAAGAUGACUGAAGUGACCACCCAGUGGCUUGAAAUCCUGCAGAGGCUCUGCUUGCACGAUAACAUGGAAGUGCAGCACCGUGGACUGGUCAUCACUUUCAAUUUAAUCAGCGCCGACAAAGAGCUAGCAAAGAAGGUGGUGGAGACAGAGCUCCUAGAGAUCCUGACCUUCAUUGGCAAGCAAGAAGAUGAUCCCAAGAAGCAGCACAUCAUUAAUGUAGCACGUGAUUGCCUCACAAAAUGCAUGGAUUAUGGACUGAUCAAACCUCUCUCUCGAGCAUGAGGAAAUGAAAAGUACUGAAAAAGGCUGAGUGGGGAGAAAAAAAAAAGCUACUGGGAAAUGAGGAGAACAGAGCCAUGAAGAAAACUUAUUCCCAUUGUCAAGGCAUAGACUACAGCUGGGGGACAGUUUUAGGAGAUCAGAAACUGUAUUAGGGAAAGGGUGACAUUUGCAUCAGAAAUUUGGAAAAUAUCCGAGUAGUUUCUAGAUGGUGUAAAUUAUUUCUUUGUCCCCAUUCAGCUGAUAAUACUUAAAAGUUUCAAGGCCUAGGUAUGGAAAGGGUUGUUUGGGAAAUGUGCCAGGGGCUGUUGAAGAAAACUCAACUGAAAUUGGUUCUGCAGCCAUCCACAGCUCCUGGUACUUCAGUAAUUGCUACCAAUGAUGGAACCAGGAGGAGAUUUAAUUGCAUCCCAUCCUGCAUUCAGAAAAGAAGUUGGCUGUUAGUUGUGUGCUUUUUUUUGUGUUGUUCAUUUAUGGCAUUUUUAAAUGUUUUUAAGUGGUGUGCCAGAGUUUGAGGCUGGAGGAUGAACUUUUAAUAAAUUUAUUACUUCGUUCCAUG